Messenger RNA from Pelobates cultripes (western spadefoot toad), 393 nucleotides. Lineage: Eukaryota; Metazoa; Chordata; Amphibia; Anura; Pelobatidae. The record is from the annotation of a GenBank genome assembly.
AUGUCCUCGUACAGACCAAAAGAAGGAAGAGAAUACGAAAAAGAGAAGAGAUAUCCUCCCAAAAGAGAGAAUCCAGAUACAGGAAACAUAGGCAUAAAUCAUUCCAACCCCUGUUCUAAAACUUAUCAAAUUAAAGAACAAAGAAGAAAUGAGGACAGCAAACACUAUGAUGAUAUAACAAGACCUACACGAAUUAGGGAAAGAAUACCAGAGGAUCAUCAAACUGCACAAGCACCUUCAUCCUUGGUUUUUUGGAGGGAACCAAUUCAAGAGAGACUCAAAUGGCAAGAGAAACCUCCAUCAUGGGAAUCCCCAGGCAAACGCCAGAGACCGAUAGAUUACGACACAGAAGAGGAAGAGAUAAGAAACAAAGAAAAAAGAGGGAAGAAAUAA